GGAUUCGAAUAAUUUGCUGCCGACCUACGAUCUGCACUUGCAUAUUGCAUAUGCACAGAACAUGCAGUGUUGGUCGUUCGGUAUUGAAUGUUUCACGCCAAAUUUUCAUGAGUAUAAUAUUGCGUAGUUGGACGUCGGGAGAAUCAGGAAUAGUUUUCACUGUGGUGAAUUUUUACUGUGUUUUCUGGUGGAAUACUCGGUUUCAUUCGAAGCAUAUCCUAGAUCAAGUUUGAAAAAACCUGUGGUGCUCUGGUCUUUCUAUGACCCUCUUAAGUGAGAGGGGAGCGGGGAAUCCCAUUGCAAGCAUCGCGUACGCGCCAGUAUGUGUUGGAAAGUGAUGUUGGUGUGUUGCGUUUUUAAGGAGGAAAUGUUUUAUGUGUCUGUAGGCAGUGCAAUUUCUUUCCGAUUAUUUUGUAUCUACCAUAAUGGAGCAGAUUUUACAAGACUGGGGUGUUGCACAGUUGAAAGAUAUUUUCAUGGGUACACAAAAUUUCGGCUGCGAGAGGAGUAUAAGGACAAGGAUUUUCGAGUUUCUGUAUUUUGACAUGAAUGUAUCUUCGAGCUACAUUUUCAUCUGAAUGAACCCGUAGAUCCGAACUUGUGUUUUUUAAAUCGUCACGAGUUCGUUUUUACAGGUACCUUCUGGUGGAAACGUCCGGUAUGUAGCAUACAUCGCAGACAAGGAGUUUCGACAAGAGGAAAUCUUUGAAGAAAAAUCAUGGUUGGGUUUCAUGUGAGGUAGUAGGUUGUAUAGAGCAGAGCUGAUUGAAUUAGAAAGGACUUGUAAUUCAAAGAAGGAUUCUUGCAUCAUAUCAGUGCUGACAAAGGAGCAAACUUCAAAUGGUUGCAAGGUGGAUUAAAUCUGCUUUUUCUGUUGUGAUGUUUUGAAUAUGUGAACUUUUCACAAUGAUGAACAUCAAUCCUGUGGAUAAAGAUGAAAUAGAACUGCUUUUGAAUUAUCCAUUGAUGUCGAAAUCUCUUCAAGAUGGCACAAUAACUUACAGUGGAUUCAUAGAAAUUAAUAACACUGACUAUAAAGUUUCAGUACAGCAAGUUUCUGAAAAAACUUUUGUCCUCCAUUUACCACAUAAUCUGAAGCAUUUGAAGAGGAAGUUUAGUAAUAUUAUGCAACAGCAAUCGACCAACAGCAUAGUUUCGUAUUUAGACUCUCUUACUGUUUACAUCAAAUCGAAAAUUCCUUCUAGCGAACCAUCCACUCACUGUGAUAUCUACAAGCAAGUACUUCACGAGUAUUAUGAACUCACCAGAUUCUAUGUCAACCUCAAAAAAUGUCAUUUAGCACGUGACUUGAGCAAAAUAAACAUUUCCACUGAAGAUGAUCAAAACAGGACACACUCUGUUGAGAUAACGGUAAACUACGAGAAUAAAGAUAUUUUCCAAAUAACUGAUUAUGACUUGCCACAAGACAAGGAUACCCUCAAAGCUUCUUCAAAUUUGAGAGAAGUUUAUGAGCAAUUUCAUCGGUCGGUGGAUAAUUUGCAAUCAUUCUUCAAUUUGAUGGAGGUUGUAGAUACUAAUAGCUGCAUUUUAGACCCAGUCCAUCCAAAAAAGAGACAUAACUAUAGAAGGAUUUGGAUUGGGGAAAAUAUCUCUAUGAUACUUACAGUCGAUCCUUUAAAUGUUUCCAGGAUACCUGAAAUCAAAUUCUUGGGACCUGAGCCAUUGGUUGAAGCAUACCGUACGACAAUAAACGGAAAUCUAAAAAAGUGGGACCAGAAUAAUGAUACCUUUUCUGAAAUUUUACACUUGAUAGGUAUAACUGAAUUUCCACAAAAAAAGGCUACGGUGAAUGUUGGCGAUGACUUAUUGAUAAUGAGCGGAGAUUGCAACAUUUGUUAUUCCUCUCGAUUAAAUGACAAACUACCUGAAAUUAUUUGCAAAAACAAAUUCUGUGAGAACUACUAUCACACAGAAUGUUUAUAUGAGUGGUUGAUGUCUGUAAAUGCGAGAAGAUUUUUCACAGAAGUUAUUGGAAACUGCCCUAAUUGUGAGAAAAAUAUAACGUGUCCCAUUCCAAGCCAGAUGACCUGAAGAAAAAAAUAAUAAUUUGUAAUUCUUGAAAAUAAAUUUAUAUUAAAUUGAAA
This is a messenger RNA of Leptinotarsa decemlineata (Colorado potato beetle), 2105 nucleotides long. It is a transcript of the gene Fancl, whose product is annotated as E3 ubiquitin-protein ligase Fancl. Gene Ontology annotation, cellular component: nucleus; Fanconi anaemia nuclear complex. NCBI's taxonomy places the organism in Eukaryota, Metazoa, Arthropoda, Insecta, Coleoptera, Chrysomelidae. The record is from RefSeq and is a predicted model, not a curated record. Gene Ontology annotation, biological process: protein monoubiquitination; interstrand cross-link repair. Gene Ontology annotation, molecular function: ubiquitin protein ligase activity.